GCUCGAGGAAGGUAGAUGGUGUUUGCCAGUCAGUGACGGGCUGGGCAAGUUUCCUGAAGAAUCCAAUUACCGGCUGGAACUGAGGAACAGGCAGGACGAGUGCUGCUUUCUGCCUCAGAGUUCAAAGGCCUGGCUGAUGCGGCUCACACCCUGCUGGGCAAAGGAAGAAAAGCCAGAGGAGGCAGUGUCUCCGAUCGCUGGGCGCACAGGGCAAGAGGCUGGAAAGUUCUUCUCAAGCCCAUGGCCACCCGCGGCCGCAGCUCCAGGAGAAGCCCGUGGCCCCGGCGAAGUGAGCCCCAACGAUGAGGGGAGUCCCGACGAUGAGGCGAGUCCCGCCGAUGAGGCUGCUGAAGCUCCUCCUUUUCCUGGCCCCCUGGGGAGUCGCCGGAGCUGAACCGGGGAAGUUCUGGCACAUCUCUGACCUGCACCUUGACCCUGACUACAAGGUAUCUGAAGACCCCCUCCAGGUGUGCCCAUCAGCUGGCUCCCAGCCAGUGCCCAACGCAGGCCCCUGGGGCGACUACCUCUGCGACUCUCCCUGGGUCCUCAUCAACUCCUCCAUCUACGCCAUGAAGGAGAUUGAGCCGGAGCCAGACUUCAUCCUCUGGACGGGGGAUGACACACCUCACGUGCCCAACGAGAGGCUGGGAGAAGCCGCUGUGCUGGGGAUCCUGGAGCGCCUGACCAGGCUCGUCAGGGGGGUCUUUCCAGAUACGAAAGUCUACGCUGCUUUGGGAAAUCAUGACUUUCACCCCAAAAACCAGUUACCGGCAGGGAGCAACAACAUCUACAAUCAGGUAGCAGAACUGUGGAGACCCUGGCUCAGUAACGAUUCCAUCGCUCUCUUCAAAGAAGGUGCCUUCUAUUCGGAGAAGUUGCCGGGGCCGAGCGGGGCCGGGCGGAUCGUGGUCCUCAACACCAAUCUGUACUACAGCAACAACGAGCAGACGGCCGGCAUGGCGGACCCCGGCCAGCAGUUCCGCUGGCUCGAGGACGUGCUGACCAGUGCAUCCCGCGCUAAGGAGAUGGUGUACAUUAUUGGCCACGUGCCCCCGGGCUUCUUCGAGAAGACGCGGAACAAAGCGUGGUUCCGGAAGGGCUUCAAUGAGGAGUACCUGAAGGUGGUCCGGAAGCAUCAUGGAGUCAUCGCAGGGCAGUUCUUCGGACACCACCACACUGACAGCUUCCGGAUGUUCUACGAUGAGGCAGGUGCCCCCAUCAGUGUCAUGUUCCUGACACCUGGAGUCACCCCAUGGAAAACCACCUUACCUGGCGUGGUCAACGGGGCCAACAAUCCAGGCAUCCGGAUAUUUGAAUACGACCGAGCCACACUGAGCCUGCAGGACAUGGUGACCUACUUCGUGAACCUGAGCCAGGCGAACGCGCAGGGAACCCCGCUCUGGGAGCUCGAGUACCGGCUCACCGAGGCCUACGGGGUGCCCGACGCAGGCGCCCGCUCCCUGCACGCAGCGCUGGGCCGCAUCGCCGACGACCCCGGCGCGCUGCAGCGCUACUACGUCUACAACUCGGUCAGCUACGACCGCGAAGCCUGCGGCCAAGCGUGCCGCACCGAGCACGUGUGCGCGCUGCGCGAGGUGGCCUUCGACGCGUACGCCUCCUGCCUGCGCGCCCCCGGCUCCGCGCCCGCGCCCGGGCUCGCGCUCCUGCUCGCGCCGCUGCUGGGCCUGCGCGCGCCGCUCCNGCCACUUUCCCGCACCCCAGCGCAUUUUCUCCCCCAAGUUUCAUCCAAAACUCAAAGCUCCUCGAGCAUCUCAUUCUUAAAACGAGCCGCCAGGAAGAGGCGCCUUGUAGGUCCCGUGCCCUCGUUCUGCCCUGCCCUCACCCGAACUCGAGGCACAAUGAGUGCAAAGUCCCGCAAUCGGGGAUCAGAACGGGCCUUUUUGGUUUGCAACAACGCGGAUGUGAGGAGCUGUGAUCCCAUAGCCCGGCGCUACUCCCCGGGCCAUUUCCGUCGUCUCGGGCCUUCUUUUGCCUCAAUUGCAAAGCGAAGGCAAUCAGAGGUCAGCCGAGCUAAGGAAGGGCAGAGUGGCUGCGCCGGUCCGUCGUCGGGCCUAGCGGUCCUCGGGGCUCAGCGCGGCUGCGUGCGGGGACCCUGCGCGGUUGCUGGGCCGCAGCCGGGGGUGGCCGUCAGGGUCGCAGACGGAUGGGGCGUGCGGACCGCGGGCGCCCCCAGCCGCGGGGUCCGCGGGCCUUGCUCCUCCCCGGACAGGGCGGGACGGGGAAGUCCCGCCCAGGAGGCCCGGGCCCUGGGCGGCCCCUAG
Ailuropoda melanoleuca (giant panda) is the source of this 2282-nucleotide messenger RNA. It is a transcript of the gene SMPDL3B, whose product is annotated as sphingomyelin phosphodiesterase acid like 3B. Gene Ontology annotation, molecular function: phosphoric diester hydrolase activity. The record is from RefSeq and is a predicted model, not a curated record. The coding region runs from base 303 to 2282 and encodes 659 amino acids. Lineage: Eukaryota; Metazoa; Chordata; Mammalia; Carnivora; Ursidae. The transcript has 9 exons.